Molecule: messenger RNA, 1230 nt
Organism: Neurospora tetraspora
Lineage: Eukaryota; Fungi; Ascomycota; Sordariomycetes; Sordariales; Sordariaceae
Exons: 1
Coding region: 1-1230 (409 amino acids)
Molecular function (GO): dipeptidase activity
Source: RefSeq, a predicted model, not a curated record
AUGACAGAUCCAACCAUCUCGACCACCAUUGCCUCAGCAAUCCAGUCCAACAAAUCCGAAAUCGCCCUCGUCAACACCCACAUCCACUCCAACCCCGAACUCGCCUACCUCGAAUUCACCGCCCACUCCACCCUCGUGCACUCCCUCCGCCGCCUCGGAGGCUUCACCGUCACCUCCCCCGCCUACGGCCUGCCCACCUCUUUCGAGGCCGAAUACGGCUCCGGCGGCCGCCUGAUCAUCUUCAACGCCGAGUACGACGCCCUCCCCGAGAUCGGCCACGCCUGCGGCCACAACCUGAUCGCCUCGGCCUCUUUCGCCGCCUUUUUGGGGGUAGCCGCCGCCCUUAAGCAGUCCGGCCUACCCGGGCGAGUGCGACUCCUGGGAACCCCAGCCGAAGAAGGCGGCGGGGGUAAACUCAAGUUGAUCGAAGCCGGCGCUUACAAGGACUGCGAUGCAUGCCUGAUGGUGCACCCCGGUCCGCAAUCCAAACUACCCCCGGGAAUCACAGCAGUGAGCUACGUGCGCAUGUUAGCCAACGUCAAGUACCGCGGCUACUUCACCGGGCGCGAGGCGCACGCUUCCAUCGCGCCGUGGCACGGCGUCAACGCCCUCGACGCCGUUUGUUUAAGUUAUAACGCCAUCAGCAUGCUGCGGCAGCAGAUCCGCCCUGAAGAGCGCAUCCACGGUGUGUUUAGGGAGGCCGGGACGCGGCCGAACAUCACGCCGGCCGAUUGCUGCGUGGAGUAUUAUGUGCGGUCUACGACGCGACGGGGGGCCGAAGAACUCGGCAAGCGAGUAUUGAAAUGCUUUGAGGGCGCCGCGCUGGCGACGGGGUGUGCAUGGAGGAAGGAGGACCUGCCGGCUUACUUUGAUGUCAGGCCGAGUCGGAAGCUGUGCGAGGCGUGGAUGGAGGCGAUGCAUUCGCCGGAGGGGACGGUGGCGUGGGAGGAUCCCAAGGAUUUCUUCCAGGGGAGCACGGAUAUGGGGAAUGUGUGCUAUCAGUGUCCGGGCUUUCAUGGCGUGUUUGGGAUCGAGACGGAGGAGGGGGCGGCGAAUCAUACGAAGGGGUUCACGAAAGGGGCUGGGACAGAGGAUGCGUUUGAGAGGGCGUUGGAGUGUGGACGGGCGAUGGCGGAGGUUGGGUGGAGGGUUUUGGCGGAUGAGGAGUUUGCGGCGGAGGUGAGGAGGGAGUGGGAGGUGGAUAUGAAGGCUGCGGAGGAGGGGAAUUAG